This is a messenger RNA of Peronospora belbahrii, 846 nucleotides long. The record is from the annotation of a GenBank genome assembly. Lineage: Eukaryota; Oomycota; Peronosporomycetes; Peronosporales; Peronosporaceae.
AUGGUGCAAAUAUCCAAGCCUCUAGUAAUUGCUGGUAUCUCUACUACUGUAGCAGCAGUUGCUCUCUUGAUUGUAGCGCUUACUCGGAAUCGUAACAUGACUGAAUCAAAGAAUAAAAAUAAGAAGGAUGAUAGUGUCCGAGAGAUACCGAAUUUGCACAAGGAGCAAUUACUUAGUAUUCUCGAGACCAUAUGCACGCAGAUGGGUCAAGUUGUGAUGCAAUUGGCCAAAUUGGAAGCCAAAAUCCGCCAGGAAUCUUCGCAAAGUGGGCGUUCAUUGCCCGAGGAUCAACUGGCGUCGUACCUUAUGGGCCAAUUUGAGGAAGCUAUGAAGGCCAUUGAAUCACAGGUCUAUGCCAAGUUUCAGACCACGGAAGAAGAGGUUAAGGUAGCUACUGAGUACUUUGAGGAAGAGGAUGACAAGGAUGUUGCCAAUGCCGUAGCCAAGUUGCAGGAGCUCUAUCGCGUCAUGACGGGUGGCAGCUUCAGUGAUGUUGAGGUGCCUGAUGAGCUCACGCUUACGAAGUUCAUUGAGAUCAUGCAGGAGACCAUGGAAUCGCUCAACGUAGCCAUGGAGGAGGUCUGCUUUGAGGUUAAAGAGCUGAACCCGAACAACAAGGAGGAGGCCAUCAAUCAGAGAUAUGUCAAGCGCGCAGACAAUCUAUCGGCAGAAAUCCAUGCCAAGCAUGGACUUACGCGCGAGGUGCUCCAGGCUGCUAUGAUGAAGUACCAGCAGGAGUCGGCUUUCCUGAUGGCCAUGACGGAGCUCCAGCAGCAACAGGCGGAGCGCUUUGCAGCGGCUGCGGCUAUCUUCAACGGAGAGGUAAACAUGGGCCUGACCGAAUAA